Cryptococcus deneoformans JEC21 is the source of this 3628-nucleotide messenger RNA. RefSeq lists its product as hypothetical. The record is from RefSeq and is a predicted model, not a curated record. The coding region runs from base 240 to 3269 and encodes 1009 amino acids. NCBI's taxonomy places the organism in Eukaryota, Fungi, Basidiomycota, Tremellomycetes, Tremellales, Cryptococcaceae. The transcript is spliced from 6 exons.
CCAGUCCUCUUCAUCUAUUCCUGGUUCCUUCCUUCCUGUAACAACGCGCCACCUCAUAAUCAUCCCCUUGCCACCCAAUACCAAGAAAAUAAUCCCAGCCGCAAUCCCCAGAGACCAGGCGUCGAUCGGGCACGCAGGGGCUUUUUUUGGAAACUGGGAAGUCGCAACUCGUACCGUCCCUCAUUCGGGACAGAAUUACGUUGAUAAAACGUGCAACAGGCCUUGAGUCUCUUCAGAACAUGGGAUUAGCACACGGGGAGUCAUCAGCCGAGGGAGAGGCAGAAGGUGCUGCGUUUGAAGCCGGACCAUCACAUCCACCGUCAACGCCUCCUCGCUCGACAGCGUCGAUCCUAAUGACGGACGGUUUCCUGGGCGAAGUGGCCAGAUGGAAGGAUGCUGAUGGAUCUAGCCGCAGAGUAUCGACUGCCAAACGGACAAGUCGGAUGAUCGGCAGUAAAGUUGGCAUAUCUCCUCCACCUCCUCCGGGACCUCCGCCUUCCAACCCCCCUCCACUGCCACCUCCAUCUUUUCAUCCUUUCGCGUCGGUAACAUCUACUUCACGCAGAUUAUCUCAGCGACCUAUUCCUUCCGCCCGAUCGUCGACUAUUAGCGCGUUGCACAAGUCGCCGAUGUCAAACAGACCCAGUCCAUCUGCCGGUCCUCCUUUUGAUGAGAAUCUGCCACCAUUUCCUGGUCAGCCAAGGAACACAAGCGGAGGUUUAAAUGCCAAUGGACGCUCAGAGUCGCCUACACCAGGGUAUCCGGCUGAAUCACUCGGAUCGCCUUUGCGCGCAGCCAAUCCUCAACAACCUACUCAAAUCGGAGAUUCUUCCAGCACGACAACUGCUCGUAUCUCACGUACUACCAAACCGCGCACCCCCUCUCGGCAUCUCCUACAAAAUGCCCUUGAUCUCGCACAAAAAGCCGUUGAAAUGGACCGGGAUAACGACGUCAUCGGCGCGUUGGCGGCUUAUCGUGAGGCCGUUUCCAAGCUAAGGAGUGUAAUGGAGCGGGUCGGCUUAGAAACAGGAGGUGUAGGAAGUGAGAAGAAAAAGGGCAAGAGCGAAGAAGAAGGGCGGACUUUGAAGGGAAUUCAUGACGCGUAUGUGGCGAGGAUACAGUUGCUCUCUUCAUAUGAAGUGUCAGAAGUUAGGCCGGAGCCAACAGGGGCAGGACCGUCACUUAUCGAGGGCAGGCGCCAAUCAUUUUCGCAGGCAUCUUCAAGACAAUCAUUGGACGAAGGUGCUACAACCGGUAUUGGAAACCUCGUGCUUAGCGACAAUCCUCGAUUAAGUGCAAACAGCCCACCGCGCCUUUCCCCUUCGCUUUCAACCCGUGAUAAAAUCACGACUUCACAUGGGGGAGAUUUGGGCAAAAGUCCCAGGCUGCCCAGCAUCAACGGUUCAGCCAGUGGCGAAAUGUCAUUACAACAAGCAUUGGACCAAGUCGCGGAUGCUUCGGCUUCAGCUACCGGAUCUAUGGUCACCUUUCCAUCCUCAUCUCGCGACCCAAAUCUUCCACAUUCUGCAGGUCACCGCACAAUCGGCCUCGGCCACCCAUCUACUUCUCCCUCCAACUUUAUGUCCUCCUCUCCGCAUGCCCAUGUGCGUAACGCCAGCAUGGUCUCCAUUGAGACAACCUCGUCCUCGAUGUCCCCGACUUCGCGUCGCUUUAAAAGAAGGAACAAACCUUCUUUAGGUUUAGAUAUGGAGGCCGAUUUGACUGGUAUUGAUGGAGUAGUGGCAGAUAUGGAGCUUUUGACCACGACACCCACAGAGAGUCAUUUGAUGCUUUCUCCAGGCUCUCAAAACCAAGUUCAAGUAGGCAAAACGCCGAGCCCCCAAUUGAGCACUCACAGUGAAGAACGGCCGUUACCACCGGUUCCUCAAGGUGGAGAACAUAAUACCCAGCAGACUCGGCGAAUUCGAGCGGGUAGUGAUGCAAGUAUCAACAGUACUGGGAGUGCGAUGAGGUCUCCUACAGGAGGUUACCUUGUCAGCCCAAGUACAAAUAAAGGGAUGAUUUCGAAAAGAAGACGUUCAAGGCAUGGAUCAACGGGGAUCGAUGAAAUGAUGAUGGAACAGCAAGAAGGGGAGCAUAAUGCGCAAAGGUCCAGGACGACAUCUCAAUCAGGGACUCGAUCUGGUGAUACCGAUCUACCGCCGGUACCGAGUAGCAGCAAGCAUCAACCUAGCGUCUCCAUCUCCUCUCAAUUUAACGUGAACAGCGGUGGCGGCUCACCACCGUUGAUUCAACGGCCCAACCCAUUGUUACAACAGUUGUCUAGUUUGGAGCGUGGAAAAGGUUUGCGUAUCAAUACAUCACCUUCGAAUGGAUUGACGCCCCCCACAACAACUAUAACGACUCGACAAAGUUCCUAUUCCAGUCAUAGCCCUUCAGUUGGAAACACGUUGCCAUCCAACGCCGACAAUUCCCCCAGAUCGUACUCCUCUUUCUCACCUUUAUCCUCUCUGCCUGGACUUCAGCCUACCGAGGAAUCACUUAGACCGUUCCAUGUGCUUAAGAUCUUGAGGCAAUCAAUGGACGUAGAUGGCCCGGGUGCGCACCUCACGCCGGCCAUCCAUAUCGCUCCCGCCAUCUGGAACCCUGCUACAUGGACCAAACUCUCCGCCGCCGCUGCUCAAGCAGAUAAAACCAAUGUGCCCAAGAUUGUGGCACAAGACGUCAAGACACGCUGUAUGCACACACUUGCGCUUUGUUUGGAGUCUGUUAAGAGUGCUGGGUAUGAACUUCUUGCUGGACCGCGAGAACAGCGACGAAGUUCUGAAGGUGCUGGGGCAGAGGAACAGAAGUGGAAGAGGCUGGCAGAAGAGUUUGUCAGGGCAUUGGAUGAUUUGGAAGAAGAAAUGGAUAGUGCGAGCAAGCUGUUGAGCAAAGGUGGUGUGGGAGUGAGCAGUUGGAAGGGUAAUAAAACUGUUUCGUCGUCAAAGUCUUGGGGUUCAAGAAUAUCCAGAGGAAUGGACAAGAUUUCGAAUAACAAAACUCUGGAUACACCGGACAGAUAUGUUGAUAAUCUUGCCUAUUUCUGUAUGACUUCUCAAAUACUAGCCGACCACUUAGCAAAUCUUAUUGGCCCAUGCACUCCCGCCUAUGCUUCUAUGUCCGAAAAAGCGUAUCACGAUAUAGAAACUAGAGUCAGGCGGUCGGCAGAAUUUGUAAGGGUGGUGGUUGUACCAUUUGUCUUAGAAGAUUUCAAACAAUUCUUGCUGAGAUACUUGAAGGGAGGAGUACGGUACUUGGAAGAUUAAUCACGAUUCUAGUUCGGGUUGUGUUGCGUUGGGUUGAUGCGUUGUACACUUUAUGACCGGGAUUUUAGCUCGUUUGUGGGAUCGCAUUUUGGAGCUUAGCCGCCUUUUUGUGCUGCAGAUGGGCAUUUGCGGGAAGUGCAGCAUUUGUACAAUCUUUAGCAUAGUGCAUAAAUGUGAAUAAAGGGUAAAGAACGAAGUCAGGAGGAAGUCAUAAACAGAAUUGAAGGAAGGUAGCGCAGGAAUAUCCAAAAGUGUAUGAUGAUGAUAGAAUCAUCAUAAUAGUCAUUCGUCUUUUUCCUUGAAUUUUUUAGGGGCUUUAUGGACGCUUUGGUGUCAGUGGCGUGAGGAUUUUUGAGCAG